CAUACUUUUUUUUAAGCUUUGUUUCCUUAAUGUUUGUUGGUUCUUAUUUCUCGAUCCUCCUCAUCCUCCGUUUUUUUUUUGUUUACCUUUCUCUUCUUUUUUUUUUCCGUUCUCCAACAGAAAUGAAACUGUAUAUUCUGGAAGAAUGCAUCGUCAUUUUAGUCCACUCAAAACUGAAAUGGUGCGCAAAAGGCCCAGCUCGUCCAAGGUUUGCUCACGAGCUGCGCUGCGCUAUGGCGCCAGCGUGUGAGAUUUUGGUAAUGGUUUCCUUGUUGAAGGCUUCGUUGGUGGUUUUUAGCGCAGCAGCAGAUAAACUCGAGCUCGGCUAUUACUCCGAGACGUGUCCAAAUUUGGAAGAGAUCCUCGCAACCUCUGCUAAACUUAAGCUGGCCGAAGCACCCACGACUCCUGCGGCUGUUGUGAGGCUCUUGUUCCACGACUGCUUCAUAGAGGGAUGCGAUGCCUCGAUCAUGAUAACUUCUACUCCGGACAACUUGGCUGAAAGAGACGCGGAAGUUAACAGGGACUUGGCUGGUGAUGGUUUUGAUGCCGUGGUUCGAGCAAAGGCGGCGGUGGAAGCCGAGUGCCCGGGAGUGGUGUCUUGUGCUGACAUCUUGGUGAUCAUAGCGAGAAACUUCAUAGAGCUGACUGGUGGGCCUUCGUAUCCUGUUCUCAAGGGAAGAAAAGAUGGAUUUAUCUCCGAGGCCGCGAGGGUCCAGGACAACCUUCCAGGCUCCACCUUGAAUCUCCAUCAACUUUUACGCAACUUUAAGAGCAAAGGACUGGACAUGGAAGAUCUCGUGGUACUGAGUGGUGCUCACACUUUUGGAUUCGCUCACUGCAAGCAAUUCCACAAGAGGCUCUACAACUUUAGCCGCGAUCGCGCAAUGGAUCCGAGGCUCCCUCCGGUUUUCGCGUCGAGCCUCAAGGCCGCCUGUCCCGAGCGUGGCGAUGAUCCAGGCUUGGUGCUGCCCUUCGAUCCCUCCACUCCAUUCGCCUUCGACAACUCCUACUACAAGACCCUCGUCGCUGGAAACGCGCUGCUCAUCUCGGACGAGACGCUCCUCGCCAAGCGCAAGACGAGGGAGAUGAUCAGGGAAUUCGCGAGAGACGAGCAAAAGUUCUACCAGGAAUUUGGCGCCGCGAUGCAAAGACUGUCGAGCGUUGGAGUGAAGGUUGGGAGCGAUGGCGACGUGAGGAGAGAUUGCACGGCUUUUGAUCGGUAGUCUUGUCUUCCAUUUGGACACGACUCUCUCUCCAAGAACCCUAAAAUUCAAAGUUCCGCGAGUCUAGGA
Molecule: messenger RNA, 1295 nt
Organism: Selaginella moellendorffii
Lineage: Eukaryota; Viridiplantae; Streptophyta; Lycopodiopsida; Selaginellales; Selaginellaceae
Product: peroxidase 55-like
Exons: 5
Coding region: 30-1226 (398 amino acids)
Biological process (GO): response to oxidative stress; hydrogen peroxide catabolic process
Molecular function (GO): heme binding; peroxidase activity
Source: RefSeq, a predicted model, not a curated record